Camellia sinensis is the source of this 1999-nucleotide messenger RNA. RefSeq lists its product as uncharacterized. Lineage: Eukaryota; Viridiplantae; Streptophyta; Magnoliopsida; Ericales; Theaceae. The record is from RefSeq and is a predicted model, not a curated record.
AAUAGCAGAAAUAUUCUCAUAAUAGGGUUGCCGUAUUUUCCUCUCCUCUCCAAACUGCCUCACUGGCUCGAAUUUCGCAGAAAAGAAACAAUAUGGGAAUCACUUCAGUUCUCUGGCUGUUCUUCAUCGUAGGUUCAAUUUCUCUUUCAUCCUCCGUUGUCUCCGCGAAUGAACUCUCUCUAGAUGUUGCUCAGUCUACCACAUUGCAAAUAUCUCUAAGGUUGCCAGUGGAAAAAUCUCCUGGUUCCAAGCAUGGUGCUAUUGUGCUAUGUGAAAGAGUUUUAAUCCAUGGUUUGUCAAGACUUAAAAAUCUUAGAAAGUUUGCACAUUCAGUAAAAGUGAAUGUUUCUAGUGUAAGUUCAAGUGCCCGUCUACUGAAUGUUGAGGUCUGUUUCCAUAGGAACUUCUCUCUCGGAAUAGGGAUGUGCCCUCAAGGGCAGUGGGAGAAACUUGUUAAGGGUUCAUGGGUUCGUUCCAUGUCACCUUUUGACCACAAGCUCUUAGAUGUACGGAUGAUUGGUUCUUCCUUAGAAAUCCUUCAGGUGUCCCUCACAGAAGAAUUUUUCUCAUAUCGCAUUAUAUUUUUGGUCUUGGGGAUUAUUAUCAUGACAUUGGCCUCUUCUCUGAGCAACUCUUUAGUCUUCUACUACAGCAGUGCGAUGGCCGUUGGGAUCAUCCUUGUGAUAUUGGUGGUCCUUUUUCAGGGGAUGAAGCUUCUCCCAACAGGUCGAAAGAAUUCAGUUGCAAUUUUUGUGUACUCAUCUAUUGUUGGGUUGGGUUCUUUUCUCCUCCGCUACUUGCCAAGAUUAUUGCGUUCAGUUCUUACAGAGAUGGGAAUCAGCGAAGACAUGUAUAAUCCUCUGGCAAUGUUUCUGUUGGUUUUUCUUGUCCUAGCAGGAGCUUGGUUGGGUUUCUGGGUCGUUCGCAAACUUGUCUUGACAGAGGAUGGAUUGAUUGACAUAGGCGUAUCCCAAUUUGUUGCAUGGUCCAUCCGGAUUAUUGCUUCUGUUAUGAUUCUUCAGAGUUCCGUGGACCCUUUACUGGCAGCAGAGGCAUUGUUGUGUGGAGUAGUGGUUUCAUUGCUGUUUAGGAGAAUUACCAGAUCAAGAUUUAUACGUCACUUGUACAAGAAUUUACGCAGAACAAUCAAGCAUGGUCACAGAUAUCAGAUUCCAGGUUCAUCGCCUUCGAAAGAUUCUUAUGAUGAAUAUGUACACAAUAUUCGGAAGCCCGACAACUCUGACUUCCUGAAGCCAAGAUCCAGACACUUCACAAAGGCUCCUUCUAAUAGUCCCAUCCAAGGCUUAAUCAGAACACCACCAAGUCAACUGUCGGAUUCAGAGACUCACUAUUCUAGCUUCCAUAAGACCCCUGAACGAAGAAAAUUCUCGAAGGAUGAGUGGGAAAAAUUCACCAAGGACUCCACCAAGAAAGCACUUGAGGAACUUGUUUCGUCUCCUGAUUUCAGCAAGUGGGCUGUUGUUAAUGCCGAAAGAAUAACCUUGACUCCUAAAAAAGACACUCCUGAUCAGCCUCGUAAGUGGAUUCCUUGGUUUUGAGCAUUUAACGCGGUUUUAUCUAAUUCAGUGCUGUGCAGAUGAACUGUGCCACAGUUUUUCAUGGUCGAGAUCAGCUUUUGAAAUAUUGCGCAACCCAAAUCAUGGGUGGGAAUGAGAAUGGAUGGAUUGUUGUAAAAUAGUUAGCACCGGCAAGGGACAUGAUUAGUGUCAUUUAAUCCCCUAAAAACUUGGAUUUAUUUUAGAAGGCAGACCAUUUUGGUAACUUAGAAGGCAUAUGUACAAGUACAUUGAUAACCAUUUGAUUGAGGUUUUAGGGUUGUAUGUUUUCUACUUGUGUCAUGUGGCUGGCUAUACGGGCCUAGAAAAAUCAUUCAUUAUUAUUGUCCCGAUUUGAAAUAUGUAGACAAGAUAUAUUCCAUAUAUGACUUACAGAAUACUAAUUUUAAAUCUAAAUCAUAUAUUUUAUUUUUGUGGUAAAA